Messenger RNA from Etheostoma cragini (Arkansas darter), 2156 nucleotides. RefSeq names its product FKBP prolyl isomerase 16 (gene fkbp16). The record is from RefSeq and is a predicted model, not a curated record. The transcript is spliced from 8 exons. Lineage: Eukaryota; Metazoa; Chordata; Actinopteri; Perciformes; Percidae. Bases 458 to 1846 code for a protein of 462 amino acids. Gene Ontology annotation, molecular function: protein binding; peptidyl-prolyl cis-trans isomerase activity.
UCUCUUCUAAUCCUGCAGAUUACCACUGCACAAGCCUGCUAGCUGGGAGUGCUUUGUUGCGCUGCACAGUUUCUUAACAUUGAUCAUUUUAUGUUGCUGCCAUAUGACUGGACUAUGUAGACUAAGAAGGACACAAGUAGGAGUUCAAAGUGCAACAGAACUGCAGAAAGUACGCAGCUGCAGUUGGGACAAGGCUUUUGACUGUAGAACUGUAGAUGAAGCCAGGAUUUAGGAAUGUAUUCUGAGAUGGAUUUAAUGAAACACAACAUGGAUUUUUUUUUUUUUUAUAAAUAUUGCAUCAUGGAAAUAUUUUCUUUGUUAUAACAGAGUGUAAGCAACAGAAGUUGGUUAACAACAGAACUAGUAACCUGCGCCUAAUUGGAACAUUGGCUUUGACAAGGAGGAUCAUCACUUUUGGAAGCUACUGCAGGUGGUGUCCACUUCUGACUGCAGCAUUAUGGAGACGGAGCCAUUUUGUGAAGAGCAUAACAACCCUGCAGUGGAAGAUAAAGAACCUGAGGUAAGCGAGGCCAUUUCUGAGCUUGCUAACGGGGACAGUUGCACUGAGCUGCCAUGUGGGCCUGCAGAGGAAGCCGAGGAGCUUAGCGUAAAAGAGCAGGCUGAAACAGAGAGCUGCGCAAGAGAGAGUAAAAGCACUGAGGUAAACACAACAUCUUGUGGAGACAGAGAAUGCAAGGAGCGGAAGAAACUGAAGAAAACAAACAGCUGGAAGAUGGUGCGAUUCGAAGACCCAUCAAUGGAGGAAGAUGUGUUAGAGAGAGACAGCUCAGCAGAGAGUCUCUUUCCAGAAUAUGCGAUGGUGGAGUGGACUUCCUCCACCUUUGAAGAGCUGUUCGCGGCAGACGACUGGCAGGACCUUACAGAGGACCAGCUGUUGAGGAAGAAGGUGGUGGAUUCCAGAUCCCCGCACGGCUUGACCCCCGUCUGGGGCGAGGAGGUUACUGUGAAGAUGCAAUGUGUCCUGGAGGACCGCACUGUAGUGGAGAAGGACAGCAGUCUUGUCUUUGUAAUUGGGGAAGGAGAUGUGAACCAGGCACUGGAGGAGUGUGUCAUGUCCAUGCAGAAGGGAGAGAUCACCUUACUGCUGGCAGAUUCACAGUAUGCCUAUGGACUUCUUGGAAGAGAGCCUGAUAUUCCACCCUGGGCUCCUUUACUCUACCAGCUCCAGCUGCUGGAGAUCAGAAAGAAACCGGACCCGUUAACUCUGCCCAUCGCAGACCGCAUCCGCAUUGGCAACAAGAAACGAGAGCAAGGAAACUUUCAUUUCCAGAGGGAGGAAUACAGCAUGGCUGCCAGAGCCUAUUGUAUGGCUCUGGAUGUACUAACCACACAUAGCCUAGAUGGUGGCGAUGGCGGCAUGAAGACGGAGGAGGAGGAGGUGCGAGACUACCGGGUGAAGUGUUUGAACAACCUGGCCACCGCUCAGCUCAGACUGGAGCAGUACUGUGAGGCACUGCACACCAGCCGCGAUGUUCUGACCCUCGAUCCAAACAAUGUCAAGUCUCUUUACCGGGCGGGAAAGCUCCAGUCAGACAUGGGUGAAUACAAAGAGGCGAUGGAGAUGCUAAAAAGAGCCUUGAAACUGGAGCCGGCCACCAAGGCAAUCCACAUUGAGUUGUCUAAACUCGUCAAAAGACAAUCAGGAGGCAAAGAUACUCAGGAAUGGAACGCUAAGCCAGCAGAGCUGCUUGGGGAGAAUAUCAAACCUUUUCUGAUUCCUUCUAAAAAUAAACCAUCUGGAGUUUCCUGGAAGUUUAUACUUGUAGCUCUGGUUGUGGCCUUGGGCAGCUUAGUGACAUCAAUGAUCCUGACUGCAAGAAACUGAACUCCUCUGCAGGAAAUACUUUAAAAAUCACCAUCAUCAUCGUCACUAUUUUUUGUUAGUUCACUUGAAAAAUAAGUUUUCUACUGUGAAGAUGAGAAGGUGUGGAACGCAGCUUGAAGUUGUAUUAAUGGUAGAACGAAGUUUCACUGAAAAAAUGUACAGUAUUUAUGAAAAUUAAAAAGAAAGUGUGUAUAUUUCUGCUGAUCGAUAACAGACGUUUAACAACCAUCUUUUCAGUUUUGUCUGUUUUUAUUGUGGAAAAGGGAUUACAUCUGUUUGUAAUAAAAAUGGAAAACAUCAGAUACUGAAA